Molecule: messenger RNA, 840 nt
Organism: Saccharomyces paradoxus
Lineage: Eukaryota; Fungi; Ascomycota; Saccharomycetes; Saccharomycetales; Saccharomycetaceae
Gene: PCL1
Product: Pcl1p
Exons: 1
Coding region: 1-840 (279 amino acids)
Biological process (GO): regulation of cyclin-dependent protein serine/threonine kinase activity
Cellular component (GO): nucleus; cyclin-dependent protein kinase holoenzyme complex
Molecular function (GO): protein kinase binding; cyclin-dependent protein serine/threonine kinase regulator activity
Source: RefSeq, a predicted model, not a curated record
AUGUGUGAAUACAGCAAGGCUCUACAUAUUCUGCUCAAGUCUCCAGUAACGGAUGACAUAAUAAAAUUCUUAACUGACACAACAUUGAGGGUUGUGCCCUCGAGCAACUACCCCACACCUCCCGGCUCUCCAGGAGAGAAACACGUGGCAAGGCUUCCAUCGCUGAUGACUUUUAUCACUAGACUGGUUAGAUACACCAAUGUCUACACGCCCACUCUGCUUACUGCUGUGUGCUAUUUGAACAAGUUAAAGCGUAUUCUGCCCAAGGACGCUACUGGUCUGCCUUCAACCAUCCAUCGCAUUUUCUUAGCCUGUUUGAUACUGAGUGCUAAGUUCCACAACGACUCCUCUCCUUUGAACAAGCACUGGGCCAAAUACACAGAUGGUCUCUUCACACUAGAGGAUAUCAACCUUAUGGAAAGGCAGCUAUUACAGCUGUUGAACUGGGACCUCAGGGUAAACACAGAAGAUUUGAUCCUAGAUCUGCAGCCUCUACUGGAGCCCAUCAAGCAAGACUUGGCGAGAUCCAGUGACCAGAGGAAGAGAAUCAACAUGAUGAUGUCUAUGAACAAAAGGGCUUGUGCUGGCACGAGUCCUCUCAGAUCAAACAAUAGAUUCAAGCUCUACGAAAAACAGAGAAACGUGUCGAUUGCGUCGGAUUUAAGUUCUGCCACUCUCGUAGACAGUUGUAACGACCUAAGAAGACUAAAAGAUGUUACCAACAUAGCGAACAACACGGCUACUAGCACCAAUUACGUGAAGACUGUUGAGAAAUGGAAUGACAAUGUCAACAGGCAAAGUUGGGAUUUGGAACAGAUAAUGAGUCAACACGGGUUUUAA